AUGGCCCAGUCGGAGCCAGAGGCUGCGUCCCCUCAGAAGCCUCUGCUGUCACCUCAAGUUGUACAGCUGCUAGUGAAUGGCAAUAAUAGUGCUAAUAGUAAUAACAAUAAUAAUAAUAAUUCAAAUCCUGAACCAGUUGCUGUUGCAGUUGCUCAAAAUGGUUCAUCAAAACUAGAAAAACCAAGUCUGCAUGAAGAAACAAAACCAAGCGAAGAGAAAAAUGACAGUUUAGAGUCGCGGAGCAGUCAUGACGAAAGUGAGGAGGCUCCCGUAUCCUCCAAAAGCACCCAUACCAAUACAGAACCAACAAGUCACAAACUUCCCGUGUACAUAAACACCUCCGAAAGUGAGUUUCACAACGACUAUCCCUUGACAAAACAAAGUCGCAUUUUGAAUCUGAUAUCCAGACUCAAUGCGCUACAAGAAGAUUCGAUUCGGAAGCUAAGCAAUUUUCUGAUUGCUGAGGGUCAAUCCAAAGUGGUGGACAUGAACAAUAAUGGUAAAAUAACUAGAUACGGUGGUUGCGUCCCCAAUAAUAAUAGUAAUAAUAAUAAGAAUAACAAUCACAAGCUGACGCAUCAAGCAAAACCAACUACACCACAAAUCCAGUCUGUUACAAAUUGGGCCUCAUUCUUGCAAUCGUCUGCGCCAGUGACACCUCAUCAAACUCGAAGACCUUUAAAAUCGAAACCAUCUAGCUCGCAAAUCACUUCAAAACCAGAUAUUUCACAAGAAGCACAAGCAAGAGUGCCAGCCCUGGCCGCGUCAACAUCACCAACAACAACAACAACAACGACAACCACUGCAACAAAUACAACUGCAACUGCAACUGCAACUGCAACUGCUGCCCCUGUUGCUGCUAGUGCUUCAAAUGAAAGCAGAAAGCUUAACCUUGCAAACGAGUCAGCACAACCGCUCGGCAUCUUGCUCCUUAAAAUCAUGUUUGACAAGAGCUAUUCCAUCUUUGAAGAUUUUCCCACUUUUGAUGUCAAACCAAAGGGAUUGACCAAUACAGGCAACAUUUGCUUCAUGAAUUCAAUUCUUCAAAUCUUAAUUUACUGCCCGCCAUUCAACAAAUUACUCAAAUUGAUUGAAACAAAAUCAAUCGGUGACCUUUCCGUUUCGUCGAAAUCGUUACUCGACGCCACGAUACGGUUAUUUAAUGAAUUCAAACCUAAUGAAAAUUUUUCCAAAGCCCCAGUCUCGAUUGAAGGGUUUUACGCUGCAUUAUCCAGGCACGGCAAGUUUUCACAUUUGAGAUGGGGUCAACAGGAGGACGCUGAGGAGUUUUUAGGCUACUACCUAGAUGCGUUGAAUGAGGAGUUUUUAGCAGCGUUAAAAAGGGUAAACACCUCGCAAGUGGAUCUGUUGAUCCAAUCAUACGACUAUGACGAUGCUCAAGAAUACACUAGAUUUAAAUAUAACGUUAAAACAUGCAUACGAAGGGUGAAGAACGAGGACGAUGAAGAAGACGAAUGGAACCAAGUGGGGUCCAAGAAGAAUGUCACCAAGAUUGAAGUUGAACCCACCCCGUUGAAUAUGAUCUUUGGAGGCGAGUUCAAAUCGGUGGUCACCACGCCAAAGGGUUCUUCCUCGCAAAAAUCAAUAACAUUGGAUCCAUUCCAGCAUUUCCAACUAGAUAUUUCCAACUCCGACUCGCUCGAAGAUGCGUUUUUGCACUUGAAUGAAGUCGAGAAUAUCUCGUACAUGAACAACAACAACAACACAGAAGUACAUGUCAAGAAACAAACAUUCAUCUCCAAAUUGCCAGAAGUCUUGGUUAUUCAUUUGAAAAGAUUCAGCUAUUUCAAAGAUCAAGAAAAUGCCGUUGAAAAAUUGAAGAAGAAGGUUACCUACAGCCACACGUUAACAAUACCCCCCGCGAUCUUGUCUUUGUCACCUGCUACUCCAUGGAGCACAGCUCAAGCAUCAUCUGCACCAUCAACAUCAACAUCAACAUCAACGUCAACGUCAACGUCAACAUCAACAACAUCACCAGCAUCGACAGCAACAGCAACACCAAAGAUACCUACCGCCAGCUCGCAGACAUAUCAACUUGCCUCAGUAGUCUACCACCACGGAGCUAAUGCGGACACGGGUCAUUAUACAUGCGACAUAUACGACUCUGACGCAAAAGAAUGGUGGAGAAUCGAUGACACCAUUGUGAAGGAAGUUGCCGAUGAUGACGUGCUAAACUCCGAUAAUGAUGAUGUUAAAAAUGCUUAUAUAUUGGUUUACAAUAAAGUGUGA
Molecule: messenger RNA, 2250 nt
Organism: Lodderomyces beijingensis
Lineage: Eukaryota; Fungi; Ascomycota; Pichiomycetes; Serinales; Debaryomycetaceae
Source: the annotation of a GenBank genome assembly